This is a messenger RNA of Rosa rugosa (rugosa rose), 1885 nucleotides long. RefSeq names its product UDP-glucuronate 4-epimerase 3-like. The coding region runs from base 205 to 1515 and encodes 436 amino acids. The transcript has a single exon. The record is from RefSeq and is a predicted model, not a curated record. Lineage: Eukaryota; Viridiplantae; Streptophyta; Magnoliopsida; Rosales; Rosaceae.
UUCCGUGCCAGAUUUCCAGAACUCUCUUUCCCACUAGCCAACCCACACCCUUUAUAAAACCCUCCUCCCUCUGCAGCCACCUUCAAUUCCCAUUCUCCCCUUCAAACCCAGAACCAAAAAACCUCUCAUUUCCCCCAAUUCACCCAAACCCUAAAUUCAAAAACCUGGAAAAAGUUAGGGUUUUGCGUAUUGGGGGAUUCAUCAAUGUCACAGCUGAAGCCAAUUUCACACCUUGAUGACAUACCCUCCACGCCCGGCAAGUUCAAGCUCGAGAAAUCCCAGCCCUACAUUCACCGCCUCAGGUUCCACGCGUCGCUCUCCAAGCUCACCCUCUGGUCCUCCUUCUUCCUCGUCUUCAUUCUCUUCUACUACGUCCUCUCCUCGCCGUCGCCGUCUCUCCCCUCCCGGCGGUCCCUCAACGACUCCUGGGGCGGCCCCGAUUGGGAGAAACGGGUCACCCGCUCCGCCAAGACCUCGGCCCAUGGGCUCACCGUCCUCGUCACCGGCGCCGCCGGCUUCGUCGGGACCCACGUCUCCAUGGCCCUGAAGCGCCGCGGCGACGGCGUCUUGGGAAUCGAUAACUUCAACCACUACUACGACCCUCGCCUGAAGCGCGAUCGCCAGAAGCUUCUGGAAAGGAACGGCGUCUUCGUCGUGGAAGGGGACAUAAACGACGCGUCGUUGCUGAGGAAGCUGUUCGACGUCGUGCCGUUUACUCACGUAAUGCACCUGGCGGCUCAGGCCGGGGUUCGGUACGCAAUGCAGAACCCGGGGUCGUAUGUUCACAGCAACAUUGCUGGGUUUGUGAAUCUUCUAGAAGUGUGUAAAUCGGUGAAUCCGCAGCCGGCGAUUGUCUGGGCCUCGUCGAGUUCGGUUUAUGGGCUCAAUUCGAAGGUGCCGUUUUCGGAGAAGGACAGGACUGACCAGCCGGCGAGUCUUUAUGCUGCUACAAAGAAGGCUGGAGAGGAGAUCGCUCAUACUUAUAACCACAUUUACGGGCUUUCGAUUACCGGGUUGAGGUUUUUCACCGUUUACGGGCCGUGGGGGAGGCCUGACAUGGCUUACUUCUUUUUUACUAAGGAUAUUUUGAAAGGGAAGCCGAUUACGAUCUUUGAAGCUCCUGGUCAUGGCUCUGUGGCCAGAGAUUUUACCUACAUUGAUGAUAUUGUGAAGGGUUGUGUGGCGUCGUUGGAUACAGCAAAGAAGAGUACAGGGAGUGGUGGGAAGAAGAAGGGUCCUGCACAGUUGAGGGUGUUCAAUUUGGGGAACACGUCGCCUGUGCCGGUGAGUAACCUUGUGAGCAUUUUGGAGAAGCAUUUGAAGGUUAAGGCGAAAAAGAAGGUGUUGCCAAUGCCGAGGAAUGGGGAUGUGAUGUUUACGCAUGCCAAUAUAAGCUUAGCACACAAGGAGCUCAGGUACAAGCCUAGCACAGAUUUGCAGACGGGGCUGAAGAAGUUUGUGAAGUGGUACCUCAAUUAUUAUCAUGGGUCUAAGAAGAGGAUUAGUGCCUGGUGAUAUUUCUGUCUCAUCAUGUAGUGCUUUUGAGUCACUGUAAUUGUUGUUAUCAUUGAUUUUAUAUUUGUCUCCAACCGUUUUGCACACUUGGCACACUCGAGUUGUCACAAUAGUGAGUGAUACAGAAGAUGGAUAUUUUGGUUUGUCGGUUGAGGGCUUUCCGCUGCAGGCACACUUGAGUUGUACCAAGAACAAAUACUGGAGGCAUCUCAAAUGUUUUUCCACAUGCUGCUUCCUUUUUCCUUUAGGAUGUUCAUUUUUAGUGUUUGCUGUACAGCACUUGACUCAUAGAACAAAGGAAUUUGCUGAUUGGUGGACUUAAUUUUCAUUUUUAAAUAAUUCCAAUAAAAUGACAUUGUGCAUUGGAUAA